AGGUCGAAAAGACUUUCGAUUUUUAUUCUGCUUGUCACUGGCGCGGCCCCAGCCAGUCGGUUGGCAACAAUCGCACGAGCAAGAUGCUGUUGCUCGCCGUCGCCGCCGCCGUCCUCACCGCAACAGUGGAUGCGCAGCAGCGAGGAGUGAAGCUGCAGGACCUGACGCUGUCCCUGCUGGAGCGUCCGACUGAGCCCGUUUUCAUGCCGAAGGGCGACAAGGGCAUCGUCCUCGACGUCCCGCAAAAUUACCUCACGGACAAGUACCGUCCGCAGGCGUCGGUGCUGAAGAACCGGUUCAAAGAAACGGACAACACGCAGGUGACGGUCAAGGGCAUCACGGUGCCGGACAUCUCGGCCCUGCUGGUGCUGCCCCGGCGCGCCACCUUCUCCACCUUCGUGCCGCUGCACCGACAGCUCGCCGCCAGGCUCAUCGCCAUCUUCAUAGGAAUGCGGAACGCGGAGGACUUCGUGUCGGCGGCCGCGUACAUCAGGGACCGCGUGAACCCUGGGCUGUUCGUGUACGCCUUCUCGGUGGCGGUGCUGCACCGGCCUGACACCAGGGACCUCCACCUGCCGCCCCUCUCCGAAAUGUUCCCUGACAAGUUCGUCGACGGCGGCGUCUUCGUCAGGGCCAGAGAGGAGGCCAACGUGCUGCUCGACGAGACAGUCAGGUCUCCGAUCGAGAUUCCGAUGGACUACACGGCGACGAAUCUGGAGCUGGAGCACCGCCUUGCCUACUUCCGCGAGGACCUGGGCAUCAACCUUCACCACUGGCACUGGCACCUGAUCUACCCUUUCGAAGGUCCACGAGAGGUGGUGGCGAAGGACCGUCGCGGCGAGCUGUUCUACUACAUGCACCAGCAGAUCAUCGCGCGCUACGACUACGAGCGCAUGUGCAACAAGCUGCCGCGGGUGAAGCGGCUGCAGAACCUGAACGACCCCAUCGAGGAGGCCUACUUCCCCAAGCUGACCAGCCAGGUGGCCAGCAGGAACUGGGCCGGCAGACCUAGCGGCGCCGUGCUCAGGGACGUCAACCGCGAGGCCGACCAGCUCAAGUUCGACAUCGCCGAGCUGCAGCGCUGGCGCGACCGCAUCUUCGAGGCCAUCCACAAGGGCAGGAUCGACCUGCCGAACGGAACGACGAUGGCCCUGACUGAGCGCGACGGCAUCGACGUUCUGGGCAAUAUAAUCGAACCUUCCGACCUGAGCCCGAACCGCCAGCUGUACGGCAACAUGCACAACCUGUUGCACGUGGCCGUGUCGCUGGUGCACGACCCUGACCAGCGCCACCUCGAGACCUUCAGCGUGAUGGGCGACUCGGCGACGGCAAUGCGCGACCCUGUCUUCUACCGCGUGCACUCCAUGGUCAACGACAUCUUCACCGAGCACAAGAACACCCUGCCCAGGUACACCGUCCAGCAGCUCGACUUCCCUGGCGUCAGGGUGGUGGGCGUGUCGGUGCAGACGCCGAGUGCGGAGGCCAACGUCCUCGAGACCUUCUGGCAGAAGAACGUGGUCGACCUGAGCCGCGGCAUGGACUUCAACCCGCGCGGCUCCGUGCUGGCCAAGUUCACGCACCUCAACCACCGAGACUUCCAGGUCACCGUGACUGUCGAGAACCAGGGUCAAGCCAGACAGGCGCUGGUGCGUCUCUUCCUCGCGCCAAAGUUCGACGAAAGAGGGCAGCAGUGGUCUUUCGUCGACCAGAGGAACGUUUUCAUCGAGCUUGACAAGUUCAUCGUCAACCUGAAACCGAAGAGGAACGUGAUCACGCGCGAGUCUCGCAUGUCGUCGGUGACGAUUCCGUUUGAGCGCACGUUCCGCGACCUGGAGCUCAACCGGCCGCCGACAAAUGGCAGCGGAACCGUUCAGGACGAAUUCAACUUCUGCGGCUGCGGAUGGCCGCAGCACAUGCUCAUCCCCAAAGGCAGCCCUGAGGGCUACCCCAGCGUCAUCUUCGCCAUGGUUUCGGACUACACGACCGACUGGGACCAAUCGGCGGCGAACCGCAAGCCUGGCGCGUGCUGGGAUGCGGCGUCGUACUGCGGCAUCAGGGACCAGGCGUACCCUGACCGCAGGGCGAUGGGCUACCCGUUCGACCGGCUGCCGCGCCCUGGCGUCGUCAACACCGAGCAGUUCCUCACGCCCAACAUGAUCAUGGGCGACGUGCUCAUCCGCUUCCGCGACACCGUCUUCGACCCCUUCCUGCCCCAGCAGCAGCAGCAGCAGCCGCAGCGGCCGCAGGCCGCCCAGGGUAGGCCUCCCAACAGGCCCCAGAACAGGCCACAGAACAACAGGCCCAACCAAGGCUGAAGACACAAAUUAAUUUUAGUUUUGUCAAAUUUCCGAAUAGCUUCGAAAGUUGAGCUGUAGCGAUAAAUAAAUAUUUUUAUACCGUCAAAA
Messenger RNA from Cloeon dipterum, 2405 nucleotides. RefSeq names its product Prophenoloxidase 2 (gene PPO2). Lineage: Eukaryota; Metazoa; Arthropoda; Insecta; Ephemeroptera; Baetidae. The transcript is spliced from 11 exons. The coding region runs from base 84 to 2315 and encodes 743 amino acids. The record is from RefSeq and is a predicted model, not a curated record.